Stylonychia lemnae is the source of this 2142-nucleotide messenger RNA. Lineage: Eukaryota; Ciliophora; Spirotrichea; Sporadotrichida; Oxytrichidae. The record is from the annotation of a GenBank genome assembly.
AUGCUCCUCAGUUUAACAGAAUCUUAUGUCCAUUGUCUUGGGGCCACAGUAAGGUUCCAAAAUCUUGCUUUAGGCAAGGUUGAGAAAGCUCACAAUCCCCAUAAAUAUUGUUAAAAGAAGGAUACUAUUUCUCAUUUCAAUAAAAAUGACACUUGCCCUACUAAGUCAGAGAAAAUAAACAUCAAUUUGCUGGAAAAAUAUAGAUAGAUGAGUCAAGCAGACUCUGGUUUUAUUAGAAAAUUUGUACUUAAUGAGCUUGACACAGAACUUUUGGAUAAAUUUUAUAAGAUAUUUGAAGACAAGGCAACAUUUGUACCUCAAGAGGACGAGUUAGAAAACAAUAGGGAAUAAAAAGUUAUAGACGCAAACAGGAGAAUACAUAAAUUACUAGAUGAGAGUGAUAAAAUAUUGCCUAUUAAAGACAUAAUGGAUGAUCCGAUUAUAUUUGCUGCCUUUUCAGUUGCUGUAUCCUCAUAUAAUGUACUAAUUUAAGCUUUGAAUAAUAUAGGAGUCUUAUGUCAUGAGGUUGGGUGUUUUGGAUUAACUGAGCUAGGCCAUGGCUCUAAUGUAAAAGGUAUUGAAACAACUGCAACAUAUGACAAUUAAACUAGAGAAUAUGUCAUAAAUACGCCUCAUACGUCAUCGAUGAAAUUUUGGAUUGGUAAUGGUUCAAAAACUGCGACUAUAUCUGUCAUUUUUGCUUAGCUAUAUAUUAAUGACAGAUGCUAUGGUCCUCAUGCCUUCAUUACUCCACUGAGAGAUCCUCAGAGUUUUGAGCCAUUAAGCACUGUUACAAUUGGAGAUUGUGGAAGAAAGCUGUCGAUAGACACAAUUGAUAACGGAUUCUUUAUUUUUAAAAAUCAUAGGAUACCUAAAUCAAAUCUACUUAAUAGAUUUUCUGAUGUGAAUGAAAAAGGUGAAUUCAUUUCAAAUAUAAAAAAUGAUGAUAAGAGAUUUGCUUUGUAACUUGGGGCACUCUCUGGAGGAAGAAUUAGUCUUAUAGGAGGAAGUCAGGUAGGAUUGUAAUAAGCAUUAAAGAUAGCGUUAAGAUAUGCAGUUUUGAGGCAACAAUUUGGUCCACCCAAGAGUGAAAAGGAGGUUUCACUAAUAGAAUAUCCAUCACAUUAGUUUAGAUUAUUUAGCUAUGCAGCAUAAUCUAUAGCUAUAAUGAUUACAAGUUAAAAAUACUUGAGGAUGUAGUCUGAGAACUAAAAGGAGCUAUUUAAUGACAAAAAUCCUAAGAUUUCUGAGAUCCAUGCUGCAAGCUCUAUUUUGAAGGCUCUCUCUACUUGGACAUGCUAUUAAGGAAUCCAGGAAUGUAGAAGGGCUUGUGGAGGCUUAGGUUUUUCAUUCCAUGCCAAAUUUGGUAUACUAUUGAAUAAUAAUGAUGUCAAUCAAACUUGGGAAGGGGAUAAUAAUGUUCUUCUAUAACAAGCUGGGAAGUAUGUUCUUGACUAAAGAAUAAAAGUGUUGAAAGGUUAGGAAAUUUAAGAUGAUACUUUGCAGUUUUUGUCAGAUAAAUAUGUUUUAUAAACAAUGAGGCUAUCAAAAUCUGAGAUUGCUAAUCCUUAAAGCAUUUUAAGAUUAUUCUAAGUUAGAAUAUCCAUAGCAUUGAAUAAGGUAAUUAGAAAAUUAAAUGAACUAACAUAAAAAACCGAUUAAUAUCAAGCAUGGAACAUUUCUUAAGUAUUUGAAGUCAGGGAACUUGCAAUAAAUUAUGGGGAUUAUCUAAUUGUGAAAGAAUUCAAGGAAAAAUUAGAUAAAUUGCAAUUUAAUUAAGAUCAAAAUAGUACUACCUAACAAGAUACAAAAGAAUGCUUAACUUAUCUGUUUUAUCUUGAUGCAUAUACAAGGCUUUUAAAUGGAAAAUAGUAUUUGAUUAUUUCUGAUGAUAUAAAUAUGGAUGGUUAUCAAUUCCUUCAGGAUUAGAUACAUAACUGUCUGAUUAAAUUGAAGCCUCAUAUGAUUAGAGUCACCGACAUGUUUCCUCCUAAUGAUAAUUUAUUCAAUAAUAUUCUUGCUCCUUAAGAUGGUGAUUUGUAUAAAUCCGUACACGAAAAGAUUGUCUCUGAUCCUCAAGUUUACGAUAAAAUAGGUAUUUGGCAAGAAAUAAAAUAGUACAGAGAAUCAAAGCAAAAUUGA